Messenger RNA from Anopheles aquasalis, 1906 nucleotides. RefSeq names its product HTRA2-related serine protease (gene HtrA2). Gene Ontology annotation, molecular function: serine-type endopeptidase activity; protein binding. The record is from RefSeq and is a predicted model, not a curated record. NCBI's taxonomy places the organism in Eukaryota, Metazoa, Arthropoda, Insecta, Diptera, Culicidae. Gene Ontology annotation, biological process: programmed cell death; proteolysis; positive regulation of apoptotic process.
UUUCGAAUGUAAACAACCGCAACAAAGAACAAAAACACGCCACAAUAGAAAACACAACAGGUACGUUGGCGGUUGUGAGGAGGACACUUUGGAUUUUGGCACCGUGGCGCCACAUUCUUAUCGAGGUUGGUUUGUAAAUGGUCGCUCGCACAGGUAUGCUUCUCUCACAAGUCCGAACACGUGUCGGUUACCUGUUGUUGCGGGGAAGCUACCAUCCGCAGUGCACCGUGAGCCUGCCGGGUGCCACGCAGCAGCAGCAGCAGCAGCAGCAGCACUAUCACCACCACGGUGGAUACCGGCAUCAGCGCAGCUGGGAAACCCCAAGGUCCAAACGUGGCGAUGGCGAUAGCCGAUGGAGUGCAGCGAGAAGCAUCGCCACAGUGUCCGGUGCUGUGCUGGGGAUGCUUUCGUACUUUACCUACCAUCGCACGCAUCUCCGCCAGCCCUCGGACUGCGAGGCGUUCUUCGGGCUGCCGAGCGUUUCGGCCCUCGGGCUGACCCCCGGUGGCAGUGGUGAUACGGUGACGCCACCAGCGAGUAGCCGGCGACAGGAGCUGAACUUUAUCGCGGAUGCCGUCGAGGUGUCGGCACCGGCCGUCGUGUACAUCGAAAUUAAGGACACGCAGCGCGUCGACUACUACACCCGCGAGCCGCUGACCGUGUCAAACGGGUCCGGGUUCAUCAUUGAGCCGGACGGGCUGAUACUGACGAACGCACACGUAGUCGUGAGCCAACCGUACACGGUCGUGACGGUGCGGUUACAGGAUGGUCGCACCUUUCCGGGCGUGGUGGAGCACGUCGACCAGCGGUCCGAUCUGGCGACCGUACGCAUCCAGUGCAGUGGUUUACCGACGCUCCGGAUGGGCUGCUCGGGCGAUCUGCGCGUUGGCGAGUUUGUGAUCGCGCUGGGGAGCCCACUGGCCCUGAGCAACACCGUGACGGCCGGUGUCGUCAGCUCGACGCACCGGGCCUCCGAGGAGAUUGGGCUGCGGGGCCGGGACAUCAACUACAUCCAGACCGACGCUGCCAUCACGUUCGGCAACUCGGGUGGCCCGCUCGUCAACCUCGAUGGCGAGGCGAUCGGCAUCAACAGUAUGAAGGUGACGGCCGGCAUUAGCUUCGCCAUUCCGAUCGACCAUGCCAAGGAGUUCCUGAAGCGAAUCACCGAAUCCGGCGGCGAGAAGACGGGUGCUCGGGCAAAGGGCCGAUCGAAGCAGUAUCUCGGCAUCACGAUGCUAACGCUAACGCCGGACAUUAUUGGUGAGCUGCAGCGCCGCAGCCCAACCUUCCCCGCUAACGUGCGGAGUGGCAUUCUGGUGUGGAAGGUGAUCCGUGGCUCGCCGGCACACGCUGGCGGUAUCUCACCGGGGGACGUCAUCACGCAUAUCAACGGAACGGAAAUCAAAUCCUCGAACGACGUGUAUGACAUCCUUGCCCAGCAGCUGCCCCUGCUGACCAUUACGGUCUUUCGGGAUGGCCAAACGCUUACCGUGAAGGUGCUGCCGGUGACGCAACGAUGAGGAUAGGCGAUGGCGUCGGCACAACUCCUUACCCAGGACCUCCCUCAUACCCUGGACGUCGUAUUUAUUGAAGUUGUUUUCAUCUGCAUUAAACAAAACAGUAACAGCUACUGCUGCCUCUUCAUUUCAAUUCAAUACUGCCUUUUCGUUCGUUAUACGUGCGAACGUACGUACAAAACACAGAAUCCGGAAAUAGGGAGUGUAUGGAGACAAAAAAAACGGCAUAGCCAUAGGAAUGGUGGGGCCCCCAAGCAAAAUAUGUCUCCUCUGUUAUCGCCAGCGAUUCUGCGCUAACUAUCCGUUAUCCUAGCCUAGCCUAACGUCUAAUCUCUCUUCCUCUCUCUCUCUUUCUCUCUCUCUCUCUCUCUCUCUCUCUCUCUCUCUCU